Bactrocera oleae (olive fruit fly) is the source of this 6166-nucleotide messenger RNA. RefSeq names its product Tyramine receptor (gene TyrR). NCBI's taxonomy places the organism in Eukaryota, Metazoa, Arthropoda, Insecta, Diptera, Tephritidae. Gene Ontology annotation, cellular component: plasma membrane. Gene Ontology annotation, biological process: phospholipase C-activating G protein-coupled receptor signaling pathway; adenylate cyclase-activating adrenergic receptor signaling pathway; positive regulation of cytosolic calcium ion concentration. Gene Ontology annotation, molecular function: alpha1-adrenergic receptor activity. The record is from RefSeq and is a predicted model, not a curated record.
AGUUCGGUUGAAACGAUGCAUUGGAUCGGUCGUGGUUAGCGCGAAGAAUCGUCCACCAAUUUUAGAUAGCAAUGCCCAUCAAAGGCAAAUAAAGAAACCAAAAACAAAUUUUAAAAUUCUUUAAAAGGCCUGUGUCCAUAUGGCUGUUCGUGAUCUCCCACAAAACGCAGUGCGAUUAUUGCUAAGUGACUACGAAGUAUGAAAAGUGCUGAUUUAUGUCGUUAAUUUGAAUAAUUCGGCUGAUGAAAUGUUCGCCAGCAGUGGCAUAUGUGCAGAAAAUGUGUUAAAGUGAGCUGUGAAUGAGACGUUGAUUAGCUUUGGAUACAAAACGACAGCCGGAAACGGAAGUUCAAAUCUAUGCGUUGAAGCGUCUGAAAAAGUGAAAAUCGCAAUUUGCAUUCGUUAAAACCCUAAGGGAAAGUACAAAUAAUCCGUUAGCGAGACGGAAACAAUUACCGGGCCGCAAACUUCCGCGCCUAAGAGCUGGCAGUCGCAUAUAAGCGCUCGUCUUGCAUUGACCGUCGGUCCAUCGUUGGGCCAUUUGUGCCGCUGAUGCCACUUUUAUGCAAUGUGUUCUCUUAAGUGCAUAAUCGUCAACAACUAUUACAACCAGCGGACCUCGGUCAACACAUUUACACUUGCAGUCGUCAGCGCGUUGGAAAGUGCACAAGCACACUUUCGCCAUCGGACUGCACCAAACGUGAAACUGAGGGGUUUGAAACCGGCAAAUUAGUGUCUAUAAUGACAGUUCGGCCUACCGAUACAAAUUCCGACGACUUACUCGCCAUCGUCUGGGCAAUAUCAGCUGGCACAAAGAGUGCUAAUGGAAUUAACUCGUUGCACAAAAGCGCUAAUAAUAUCCCGUUAAUGAUGACGCGUAACGAUCUCCACAAUCGAAUGACACAACAAAUGCCAUAUGCGAUGUAUUACAGCGCCAAUAACUACAACAAUAACAAUGGUCCUCCCUUUGACGCUAGCAACAGUAGCGCGCAGCUGCUACAUGUACCUACAACAACAACAGUGACAGCCAUAGCUGAUUCGCCACAUACGAGUACGGUCAUGUAUGACGAGCAAAACAUGGAAGUCAUCAAUCGCUCACUCUUGCUGACGACAGCUGUCAGCGCCUCCGCAACGCCUGCCAGUGGCAGCAACAACAGCAGUCCACUUCAAACGGGGUUUAUGGCCAACAACACGAAUAAUAUCGCAACUGCCAUGGACGCGGACGAGGAAUGGGCGCGGUUCUACGAUCUGAUGCUGUCGUGGCAGGGCAUUUGUCUAAUUGCUGUCUUCAGCACUUUCAUUGUGGUUACCAUCAUCGGCAACACGCUCGUCAUAUUGGCCGUCAUAACAACGCGUCGUUUAAAAACCGUAACUAACUGCUUCGUUAUGAGCUUGGCUAUCGCUGACCUUCUGGUGGGUAUAUUUGUGAUGCCACCCGCUGUAGCUGUCCACCUAAUAGGCUCCUGGCGUCUGGGAUGGGUGCUCUGCGACAUUUGGAUAUCACUGGAUGUGCUGCUUUGCACGGCGUCCAUACUGAGCCUGUGCGCCAUCAGUGUUGACAGGUAUUUGGCCGUUACGCAACCUCUGACCUAUUCACGCAGAAGGCGCUCCAAGCGAUUGGCGUUCAUAAUGAUUCUGGUUGUUUGGGUCCUGGCGCUGGCUAUCACGUGCCCACCGAUGUUGGGUUGGUACGAGCCAGGGCGACGAGAUCUAAGCGAGUGCCGUUACAAUCAGAACGAAGGAUAUGUGAUUUUCUCGGCCAUGGGCUCAUUUUUCAUUCCGAUGGCCGUUAUGAUUUAUGUUUAUGCGAGAAUUUCAUGUGUUAUUGCGUCACGCCAUGACCACAUGACAGACAUCAGUGUCCAUAACAAGAAGUUCAAGCGCUACACAGCCGCCGAUGUAGAACAUGACAUUGACCAUGACUUCUCUGAGCAGGAGCUUAGUUCGGGCCAACGAAAACAGGCAGCAGCCCGCACAUUUUCGAACCAAACCAUCGCCAAAGAGCUGCACGACGUGAUGCUGUGCGAAGGUGAAGCUGGCGGCGUCACUACCACGGCAGCUACUGACAGCAGUGGCAAUGAUAAUGACAACGGUGGUGGUGGUGGUUCUUCACCUCAUUGCCACUCUCUACUUGCUCUAAGCACAGCGAAUGCCAAAAAUAAUUGCUAUGAAUUAACGCGUCCGUCAUCUUUAAGGCGUACCCCGACAUCGUCCUCCACCACGACCGUAAUGACAAGCGGUUGCGGCGGUGGCGGUGGCCUAAACAUUCCUACAAUUGGCAAUACAAGCUUAAGUGAUCAGCACUGGUCGACACGUACGCUUAGCGUGCGACACCACCAUCACUUUGGCGCUUCCGGCGGGGGCGGCGACAGCGGUGCGGGCUUAAGUGCGAUUGCUUCGGCAGCAGCAAGUGAUACCACUUCGUCAAAUUUACAGCCGGAAGCUGCUGCACCGACACGUCACACGCGCAUACAGCAACAACAUCAUCAUCAUCACGCCAAAUCCCUUUCGAAUCGCAUCACUUCGCUGAAAAAAGAGAACAAAACUACGCAAACGCUGAGCAUUGUUGUGGGCGGUUUUAUCGCCUGCUGGCUACCGUUCUUCAUAUAUUAUCUGAUAACCCCUUUCCUGGAGGACCAUCAAGUAAGUCGAACGUUGGCGAAGGGACUUACCUGGCUCGGUUGGUUCAAUAGCGCUAUAAAUCCCUUCAUUUAUGCCUUCUAUAGUGUUGAUUUUCGUGCGGCAUUCUGGCGACUGACAUGCAAGCGCUUCUUCAGUGUCUCCAUGAAACCACAAUUUCCAGCGAACACUAUGUCCAUAAGACGAUAGUUGAAUGUUCUGCAAAUAUAUUACGUAUAAAUAGUUAUAUCUAGCUCGUAAGUGUAGAGUUGUCCAAAUGAAAAGUAAGAAGUGGGGAAUGGAAUAUUUUUUUUUUUAAUGUUAAAGUUUGUUUAUUUGGAGUUUGGUAAAGCGACGUGGCUCCUGCAGGGAUGACUUGAAACUUGCGUGUGACUGAGUUCAGGUUACAGUUCACAUAAGUCCUACAUUGACAUUUAAAUCAGUCCGAGGUUAAUGUAGUAAAUAUCUCGAUGGGAUUCGCACUACCCACAGAUUACUUGACUUUACUCUUUGGACGCAAAUCUUGCAUCAUUAGAAAACGUUUUUGUAUUGUGAAUCAUCGAGAAAUAUAUGACUUGAACAAGCAAAGUCUACUUAUAUUUCUAGAAGAGUUAGCAUCAAUUUGCAAUUGUUUUCAUUCUAGUUUUCAUAUGGCGUGUAGGCAAGACAGACUCAUAUGUGACGGCGCUCAGAUCAUUUAAGAGAGCUGUUAUUUAUAAAAUAUAUGAGGGUGUGGAUAUCACUAAUGAUAAUUAUACGUCGCAUAAGUUGAAAAGUUGACAAUAAGAAAAUAUUAUGGUAAUACAGGUAACUAGAAUGAAUAGGUUAUAUUGACUAAACAUUGUUGACUUAAUCAGUGCGUGCGCUCCAUCCUUGAACGUUGUAUCAACGGCAAUCUCUUGAAGUUUGCUUCAAAAUAGUCAUGUUGAUGGGUUUUCCGGUGGCUAUUGCGGUUACUAUUCGAUUGCGGAAUGAGUUGACUUUAUGGAAACUCCUUAUGUGGAGUUCCAUUGCAAUCAAAUGCGGGACCAAUAGUACGGAAUUGGUUUUAGCUGGGCAUCGAACCCUACCAAGAUAGCUAGAGUGAUCAUUCCACACUACUAAAAAACAAAAAAUGCUUUAUAUUGUAGAGUGGUGAUGCAAAGUGAUGGCACUGAUUUGAUUUCUUAUGGUUUUAAGCACUAUGGGUUAAUGCUAUCAUCAGUAGGUACUCACGUUACACAAACGAUUGUUUUAUAAUUUGAAUGUAUUGUUUUAAUUUUUGGUGUUAUUUCACGAUUGGUCUUAUUGGUAUUCUAAAGUUCAGGUUUUAGUUCAAAAUGAAAUCCUGAAGAAUGGUUUAUUUUCAAAUAAAUCUGAAUUGAUUACCAAUUAACUCACAUCAAUCAGUUGCGGUUUUUAUACCCUGAACAGGGUAUAUUAAUUUAAUUAAAUAUUAUUUCUAAAUACAAUACAAUAUAUACAAAUAGCUUAAAAACUGAGGGACUAGUUCGUAUAUAUACAGACAGACAAACGGAAAGACAGGCGGACAUGGCUAAAUCAACUCAGCUCAUCAUGCUGAUCAUUUAUGUAUAUAUUUUAUAGGGUCUCCGAAGUUUCCUUUUCCCUGUUCAGGGUAUAAAAACCAAGUGCCUUCAGUUGUUAAGAUCCGACUCUCUCCAGUCUCAACCUACUUUCAUUUUGAUCGAGCACCGGAAGUUUAGGUCAAAAAUUCAGCCGGGCAUAUGCGUUAAAAAUUCUACGCAACUGUUCUAUUUCAAAAUAAAAAAAAUUAUUGAACGCAAGGUAUUGCAUUUUUCCACUGAAUACCAAACUAUCUAUUUUUCAAAUUUCAUCUAAACUGUUUUAACGCCCACGAAUGAAUAAAACCAUCAACCCAAACGUCAACAUUGACAUGACGAAAAGAACACACUAUCCGGAUACUGGGGACUGUAACCACCGUUAGUCAGUCAAUUCAUUUCAAGGGCAACAGUUAGAAUUCAUAUAUGCCCCUAAAUGAAAGUGGAGCAAGCUUUCACGCACCAUCACAUAUAACUGAAUGAAUGUUUAUGUGAAAGCGGUGGUCACACUAAACUGAUUUCUAAUAUGUAACGUUGGCAUAUUUAUGAGUUCGUGUUUAUUUUUCUGUGCAAAGUUAAAUUGAAAAUUUAUUUUUUUCGUUAUUUUUUGCCACACGAGCUCACGUGUAUUGCAGAAUCACUUUGAAUAUGGCGCAAACGUAUUUCAGUGGCGCGAAAAUGGCCGACACGCAACGUGACUUGAAUUCGCUCCGCAACAGCGUAUGUCGCACUAAUAUAAUUUAGUUGCAUGGAAUAUGUGGAACUAUCAAAAAAAAAGCUUAACGUUCACCUUUCAGACUGACAGUUCGUUUGAAAGUUGUGCUGCAAGAAAUAAAAAAAGCCAUUAACGCAAAAAUUUCGAAAUUGGAUGCAAUGCAGAAUAAGCUGCGGGGGCGCGAAGACUAAGGCGUGCUUUUGCUAUAGUAUAACAUAACAAAAGAAAACAUAUAAAAGUGUCCAUUGCAAGUUUGGUGGAAACUUUAAACUGAAGUUGCCACGGGCGAAAAGUUGGCUCACGAAGCUGCGCACGUAAGCGACUCAACAGUGCGUAUGAGUAACUUCGAGAUUUUCACAAUAAUUAAGGAACAAAUGAGCUAAAUAAUAUUACAAUAUAUUAUAUAAUGUAUGUGCUUUACGUAGCACUUCCAUGUAAAUAGCUUGCUAAAGGCCUUUUAGUAAAUUCAGUUUGUUUGCUAAUGGGAAAACUGAGCUUAUAAAGUUGUGAUUAGCUUAGAUGAUGUAAUUGUAAUGUACGAAAGAUGUAAAAAAGCAGUUUCUAUGGAAGCACGUAAAAGUCAUCAAAAUCGCUUACCAACUCAGUUUUCUAAAAUAGUGGCUAACUGAAUUAUGAAACAAGUAAAAAUACUAUAUUUAGGCUUUUAAUAUUACGAAAAUUUUAAUUAACUUUGUAAUUGCAUUAGGGCAGGAAGUAAUACGAUCGUUGAAUGGCAAAACUGUUUUAAUAAAUGCUUAAUAUUUAAGGCUUCAUUUAGUUAGUUUAAAAAAUAUUUUUAACCGAAGCUCAUAUCAUAGUUUUUCGAGACUCAUCUGGUACUGAGAAACUAUUCUUAUAGAUAAGUACGUGCUAUUUAAAUAGUUUCAGGCUGAUCAAAAUGUGAAAAGUGGAUUUACUACAGAGCAUAAUGGGAUGGAGAGGAUUGUGAUAUCCUAAGCCCAAAAAGAAGCGGUAUAUUUAUAGUAUAGCAUAAAUUCUUUUGUUUUGGAUUUCUAUUCGGUACAACAGUCUCUGUUAGUAUAUUCAUAUAUAUAGAUCUACAUACAUAUGUAAAGGCAAAAGCAAGUGCUUUGUUUUUUCAUUUUGACUUUUGAAAACAAUACUCAUAAAUAACAUAGUAAAUAAAUAUGCGAAACUUAACUUAAACUUAUAUGGGAGAGGUACGGAGAUGUUUAGUGUACCAACAAAAAAAUGGAGCUAGCCUUAGCUUGGGUCUGUACCUGACAGCUGCUUAUUCCUUAUUUGAAACCCA